AUGGAGCCUCGCGCCCGCGCAGGUCGUCACAAAGCGAGUCUCAAUUUUGGCCCGGAAUUAUCUGCACUCCUCUAUGCCUAUGGCGCUCCUACCCAUCCAGACAUCGUAAAACCCAUCGGGCGCUCGUCGCAGCAAUACCUCUCGACCCUCCCAACACCCAACACCACCCACCCGCCUACACCAUUCAACCAACCGUUUCCUGAGACGCUUCGCGUCCUCGACGAGAUCCUAACCGAUUUCAUUAUCGAAACGUGCCACAACGCCGUCAGUGUCGCGACGUACAGUGGACGCGCCAAGCUCAAGCUUUCCGACUUUGAAUUCGUCCUGCGCCGCGACAGUAUCAAGUUGGGUCGUGUGCAAGAGAUGUUCAAGAAAAAGCGCGACAUUGAUAACAAGAAGAAAUUGUUCGAUACCAAUGAGGGUCGUGAGGGGACUAAGAUGGCAGUAGGCGACCUCGUCAAUCUCGGCGAGGUUGUCGGUGAGGAGGGGACGGGUAAGGGCAAAGGACGAGGUCGGGGUAGGAGGAAGAAACGGGAUCGAGAUGAGGUUGAGGAUAUUGCUGGACUAGGUCAGAAUAAGGAAAAUGUGGGGGAUGACGAUUUAGAGGAACGUGCGAGCAAGAGAGCGAAGAGCGAAGUUGGUUGA
Messenger RNA from Rhinocladiella mackenziei CBS 650.93, 645 nucleotides. RefSeq lists its product as uncharacterized. The record is from RefSeq and is a predicted model, not a curated record. The transcript has a single exon. Gene Ontology annotation, biological process: transcription by RNA polymerase II; RNA polymerase II preinitiation complex assembly. Gene Ontology annotation, molecular function: protein heterodimerization activity. NCBI's taxonomy places the organism in Eukaryota, Fungi, Ascomycota, Eurotiomycetes, Chaetothyriales, Herpotrichiellaceae. Bases 1 to 645 code for a protein of 214 amino acids. Gene Ontology annotation, cellular component: transcription factor TFIID complex.